Molecule: messenger RNA, 3013 nt
Organism: Aspergillus welwitschiae
Lineage: Eukaryota; Fungi; Ascomycota; Eurotiomycetes; Eurotiales; Aspergillaceae
Product: peptide alpha-N-acetyltransferase complex A subunit NAT1
Exons: 3
Coding region: 93-2594 (833 amino acids)
Biological process (GO): N-terminal peptidyl-methionine acetylation
Cellular component (GO): cytoplasm; NatA complex
Molecular function (GO): protein binding; protein-N-terminal amino-acid acetyltransferase activity
Source: RefSeq, a predicted model, not a curated record
CGUCAUUCCUCCCCCGCGCACUUCGAGCUUCCGUCUUCGCACAGUCACUUGGCAAGUCCUUCACUGACCACCACCGGCCAACCACACUCACCAUGCCGCAACCAUUGAACUCCAAGGAUGCGUCCUUGUUCCGCCAAGUGGUUCGUCAUUAUGAGAACAAGCAACACAAGAAGGGUAUCAAGACCGCCGAACAGAUCUUGAAGAAGAACCCCAACCAUGGUGAUACCUUGGCGAUGAAGGCUCUUAUUAUGAGCAACAUGGGCCAGCAGGAGGAGGCUUUUGUGCUGGCCAAGGAAGCCCUGAAGAACGACAUGAAGUCGCACAUCUGCUGGCAUGUGUACGGAUUGCUGUAUCGGGCGGACAAGAACUACGAAGAGGCAAUCAAGGCAUACCGGUUUGCAUUGAGGAUUGAGCCGGACUCACAGCCCAUUCAGCGGGAUCUUGCGCUGCUGCAAAUGCAGAUGCGCGAUUACCAAGGCUACAUUCAGAGCAGGAAAGCCAUGCUGCAGGCUCGCCCGGGAUUCCGCCAGAACUGGACUGCUCUCGCGAUCGCACACCACCUUUCCGGGGAUCUGGAAGAGGCCGAAAAGGUUUUGACGACUUACGAGGAGACGCUAAAGAUCCCCCCGCCAACUUCGGAUAUGGAGCAUUCCGAGGCCGUUCUGUACAAGAACGUGAUCAUGGCUGAGGCCGGCAAGGUGGAACAGGCACUGGAACAUCUGGAGAAGGUGGGACACAGAAUUUCGGAUGUGCUUGCUGUGAUGGAGAUGAAGGCGGACUACCUUCUGCGACUGGACAGAAAGGCCGAAGCGGAGGCAGCGUACAUUGCGCUUCUGGACCGGAACCCGGAGAACUCGCUCUACUACGAUGCCUUGGUCCGGGCGAAGGACAUCCCUAGUGAUGACCACAAGGCCAAGAAAGCCGUAUAUGACUCCUGGGUUGAGAAGUUCCCCCGUGGUGAUGCGGCUCGCAGAAUCCCCUUGGACUUCUUGGAGGGCGAUGACUUCAAGCAGGCCGCCGACGCCUACUUGCAGCGCAUGCUUAAGAAGGGUGUUCCCUCUCUGUUUGCCAACAUCAAGUCACUGUACAGCAGCCCCGUCAAGCGUGACACAGUGCAAGAACUGGUUGAAGGCUACGUCGCGACGACGCCCCGGUCGAAUGGCUCCGCGGAAGGUCAGUCCGGCGCCGACAACACUGAGUUCCUUUCUUCCUCCUACUACUUCCUCGCUCAGCACUACAACUACCACCUCAGCCGCGACUUGUCCAAGGCCAUGGAGAAUGUCGACAAGGCCCUUGAGCUAUCGCCCAAGGCUGUGGAGUACCAAUUGACCAAGGCCCGGAUAUAUAAGCAUUACGGAAACCUCGAGAAGGCGGCUGAAGAGAUGGAGAAGGCCAGGCUGUUGGAUGAAAAGGACCGUCACAUCAACUCCAAGGCUGCCAAAUAUCAACUCCGCAACAACGAGAACGACAAGGCUCUUGACAAUAUGAGCAAGUUCACUCGUAACGAAACCGUUGGUGGAGCAUUGGGUGAUCUACAUGAGAUGCAAUGUGUCUGGUACCUGACCGAGGAUGGCGAGGCCUACCUGCGCCAGAAGAAGCUCGGUCUCGCGCUGAAGCGAUUCCAUGCUGUCUACAACAUCUUCGACACCUGGCAAGAAGAUCAAUUCGAUUUCCACAGCUUCUCCCUUCGCAAGGGUAUGAUCCGUGCGUAUGUGGACAUGGUUCGCUGGGAGGACCGCUUGCGCGAGCACCCGUUCUACACCCGGAUGGCCACCUCUGCCAUCAAGUCUUACCUCCUCCUUCACGACCAGCCCGACCUGGCUCACGGACCCCUGCCCAGCGCCGCUGCUGACAACGACGAGGAACGUAAGAAGGCGGUCAAGAAGGCCAAGAAGGAGCAGCAGCGCCUGGAGAAGCUUGAAGCCGAGAAGCGUGAGGCCAGAAAGGCCGCAAGCACGAAGAACAUUGACGGAGAAGUGAAGAAGGAAGACUCUGACCCACUAGGCAACCAGCUUGCCCAGACGCAAGAUCCGCUCAAGGAGGCGACUAAGUUCCUGACACACUUGCUGGAGCUUAGUCCCAAGAACAUUGAGGCCCAGUGUCUCGGAUUCGAGGUUUACCUCAGGAGAGGCAAGCACGCACUUGCUCUCAAGUGCCUCACCGCGGCCCAUGCCAUCGACGCAUCCAACCCCGCCCUUCACGUCCAGAUCCUCCGAUUCCGCAAGGCCCUGGAUAGCCUUUCUGAGCCACUUGCGCCCCAAGUAGCUGAGGUCGUCAACACCGAGUUCGAGGCCUUGCUCCCCAAGGGCCAGAACCUCGAGGAAUAUAACAACACCUUCCUCUCGACCCACAAAGAGAGCGUCUCCCACCAACAAGCCGGUCUUACUAGCCGCCAGCUUCUGAAGCCCGACUCCAGGCCUCAAUGCGAACAGGACCUCAUCGCCACCCUCGACUCCAAGGACAUUACCAUCGACACUGCCCUGGCAGGCCUAGAGCUCCUGGGUGAGUGGGGAAGCAACCAAGCCGCAAAGUCUGCUUAUGUCGAGAAGGCAAGCAGCAAGUGGCCUGAGGCGACGGUGUUCCGCCUCGACUAAAGUGAUAGGACAGCUUUUCUUGGACUACUCAUAUUCAAACUUGCCUUAUACUUUGAACCACUGUAACAUGAUUGGCGGAAAGGACUUUCUCCUUGUCUCAUUAGCUUCUUCCUCUUCUCCUUCUCCUUCUCCUUAUCCUUACCCAUUCUUCUAUCCUUAGAAUUGAUCAGCUACGAAUCUGUAGCUGUAGCUGGUUUUUACCUGGGUGUACAUAUUCACCUGUACUUAAAAGGCCCGGGUAUCAUGUGGUGUGAGACGAAAACUAUACAGCAAAAUGCUUUUCGAGAUGCAUCGAGGCGUAUUGUAUUAGACUCUUGAAAUAGAGAAUAGCCCAGUCGAAACGGUAUGUCUGGGGCUAGCUUAGUUGGGAAGCCUUCCACGUGAGAGAUGAUACUCGAUUAGUGUGCUCCUUCAAUGCC